CACAUUAUCUGUGUUCCGAUAUUCCAAAUUUAAACAUUUGAAGAUUCGUGUUCUGUGCUGUUGAUUUCUAGCAUAACAAAUAUGGCAGCCAUUGAAGAGAAGUUGUAUCCUAAUUGUGAUGCGACCGUUUGGCUCCGAUCUUGUGAGGAGGAGGUGUCUGAACCUCUGGAAGGGAUGAUUACAGGUGAGGUACCGAAAUGGCUCCGUGGCACAUUACUACGAAAUGGCCCAGGUUCUCUGAAGGUCGGAGAUAUGCGAUUCGAUCAUCUUUUCGACAGUUCCGCACUUCUGCACAGGUUCGCGAUAGACGACGGUCAUGUGACAUACCAGUGUCGGUUUCUACGCACCAAUACGUUGAAGAAGAAUAGAGCAGCCAACCGCAUCAUAGUGUCGGAGUUCGGUACCAAGUCCGCGCCUGACCCUUGCCAUUCAAUAUUCGACAGGGUAGCAGCAUUCUUCAAUCCCGCGGAGCACAUGUCAGAUAAUGCGAUGAUAUCAGUGUACCCAUUUGGUGAUGAAGUAUACGCAUUCACCGAAGGACCUAUUAUACACAGGAUAGAUACAGUUACCCUGGACACUCUGGAGCGUAAGAACAUGACGAAAUGUGUGGCGCUCGUCAACCACACCUCACAUCCACAUGUCAUGCCUAAUGGGGACGUCUACAACCUUGGUAUGUCCGUCGUGAAAGGCACCAUACGACACGUUGUCGCUAAAUUCCCUUACACGGAAAAAGGCGACAUGUUCAAAAGCGCUCGCAUCGUAGCAUCACUGAAACCUCGGUGGACAUUGAAUCCUUCCUACAUGCAUACAUUCGGUGUAACUGAGAAUUACUUCGUGAUAGUGGAACAACCACUGUCGGUUUCAGUCCCUGGAUUAAUGAGAGGCCUUAUCACCAACGACAAGUUGGUUUCCAGUCUGCAAUGGAAUCCUGGUUAUGAGGAAGGCAACCUGGUCGUGGAUAUAUGCGCCUACAAGGACGCUAAAGUCAUAGACGCCAUGUAUGUUAAGGCUAUUGAGUCAAUGCAAAGUAACGCAGACUAUGCGAAUUGGUUCCGAGCGCGACCUAAGAGGAUGGAGGUGUCACUUGAUGCACCAAAUCUUACUUAUGUAGAACCUAAGACUUUGGCUAACAUCGGCUGUGAGACGCCAAGGAUACACUAUGAUGUUCAUAACGCUAAACCCUACAGAUAUUUUUACGCCAUCAGUUCUGAUGUAGAUGCCGAAAAUCCCGGAAUGGUUAUAAAAGUAGACACGAAAACUGGUGAGACGAGGACGUGGUGUGAACCAAACUGUUACCCGAGCGAACCGAUAUUUGUGCCAGCGCCUAAUGCAAAGGAUGAAGACGACGGAGUCCUCCUAAGUGCGUUAGUAUGGGGCGGUGAGGUAACGCAUACAGUAGCAGUAUUAAUACUAGACGCUAAGACAAUGCAGGAGUUAGCUCGAACCACCUUCAAUACUCCUUCAGAAGCUCCCAAAUGUUUACACGGAUGGUUCUUGCCAACUAACAGUUAAAUAUUCUUAUAAUAAG
Spodoptera littoralis (African cotton leafworm) is the source of this 1528-nucleotide messenger RNA. Lineage: Eukaryota; Metazoa; Arthropoda; Insecta; Lepidoptera; Noctuidae. The record is from the annotation of a GenBank genome assembly.